AUUUAAACUUGUACGGAAUUGUUCAUGAAUCAAGAACCAAGAUAUUUUACUAUUUAUUUCAUAUUAGUUCGUGUUACUUACAAUUACAUUGUGAAAUACUAAAAUAUUUAGGUACUGAAUGUACUAAUAAUUUAAAAGUUGGCUUAUAAUUCGACUACAAACACUGUUCAAACUACAAUAUUAUAUAAAUCAUUUCUUGUCAUUUAAGUAUUAAUAUUAUUUAUAACUUAUUCAUUUUUUCAUUAUGAGUCAAUUUUUAAAUAUACCAGAAUCAUAUAAAGAUAUUACAACUGCUGCUAUAAAGGGAUUGGGAUAUGAUAAUGACACAGUGAUUUGUACAACAGAAAAAAAACUUAUGACAUUUUUUAAAGGAUAUUUGAUGAAAAAUUGUUAUGUGGAAAUUGAAGUUAAACAUUUAGAACCAUUUAUUGCAUAUAAUGAGUCUAAAAUUGAAGUUUAUUAUAUUUUAUAUGGAGACAAUAAAGUUGUAAUAGUCAAAGAAGAAACUAGUCUUGAGAUUAUUACAACAUAUUCCAAUGUGUAUGAAAUGAUCAUCAAUGAUCAUAAUAAUUCAGGAAUACCUCAACUUUAUAUGAGAACUGAUAAAGGCUUUGAAUCUGUUGAUAUUAUUGAAAAUAAAGAUCAAAUUAGUAGUAUACAUCAAGAAACUUCUGUUGUAUAUAAAUUUUGUGUAAACAAAUUACAACAAUUAAAAACAUUGUAUGAUACAGAAAGAAAUAAAAUAUCACAAAAAACUUCAUCUUUAAUUAGUGCUGUAAUGCAAGUAUCGAAUGAUGCUGCUUCUGAUGUUAAAUUUUUAUCAAAUGUUGUCACAAGAAAUUCUUGGCUAAAAUUAUCUAAUGAAAAUCUUGUGUAUGGAUUUACUCUAGAAAACACUUCAAAAUUACCUGUAUCAAAUUUUAAUCUAAUACUAUUAGAAGAUAAUAAACAAAUUUGGUCAAGAUUUCGAUAUGAAUGUUGGACUGUUGAAAAAAAUAAAAGCGAAUUUAACUUCUAUAAUGGUUAUGAAAAUACUUGCAUUUCAAAAAGUAUUGAAAAUAGUUGUAUGACUUUGAAUUCUGAAAGCUCGAGCAUAAUUACAAUUGUCAUUGAUAAUUGGAAAACUAAAUCACUUCCAUAUUUUGUUAAUAGUAUGGUAUACAUAAAUAACAAUGAUGAUAUGAUACAAUAUAUUGAUUCCGAUAAAAUUAUGGUUACUGCAAACUUAUUCUUGGAUAAAGAAUUUGAUACAUUUGUUAAAAAUGGAGUUUUUGUUGAAGAUUUAGUGACUUUACAUUGCACUAAAUUGAUCUCAUGUUAUCAAAUCAAGAGUACCAUGUGUCUUGAAGAUCUAAAAAAUAUAAUGAUGAACAAUUUUAAAUUUGAUAUAAACCAUGAUUGGCUUGUUCACAGUUCUUUAUCAUGGUUAAGAACAAUUGUUUGUUAUUUGGAUCUAGUAUCACCAUUAGAGUAUAUUCUUAAAGUGUAUUCAGACUCAUUGGGGUGUACAAAAAUAUUUAUUCAAGUACUGUCUACAAUAUUAUCAGAAAACACUAUUAUUAAUUAUCUAGAUACUAAAGUACCAACAUAUUAUAAUAUUGAUACUGCUAUAUUAGAUUUAAGGGAACUUCGAAAAAUAUUUAAAAGAUAUUUGAACAAACAAAUAAUAAUACCAAGAGAUCAAUGGAAUAUCACUCGUUGUAAAUUGUUGUUUACCUGACACGUCGAACACGUCGCCGCGAUGAUGCCGUGUGAUAGAAACGGUGGCGGAAACGGCAUACAACAGGAGCGCGAGCAAGAACGCCGUCGUUAAUGCCGGCAAAGGCUGUGAACGAGACGUCAUCACACCUCGUGUCGUUGAUGUCCGCGCACGCUGCCCUGCAGCACGCGUGACGACGGCGAUGAUGAAUUUCGCCGUCCGUUCUUCAGCCGACACCGUCGCCGCACUCGUCCUCCAUCCGAUCACCAAUGUCCGCUGCUGAUUUUUCUUCUAUACAUCGUCGGGAAACACGCACCAAAACAAAAACGAAAAACAAUCAAUUUAAUAUCGUUCGUACUCUACAUUGUAUUAUCGAAUUUUGUAAUCCAAAUAAAUUAUAAUAUAUAAU
This is a messenger RNA of Rhopalosiphum maidis (corn leaf aphid), 2108 nucleotides long. RefSeq lists its product as uncharacterized. Bases 245 to 1720 code for a protein of 491 amino acids. The record is from RefSeq and is a predicted model, not a curated record. The transcript is spliced from 11 exons. NCBI's taxonomy places the organism in Eukaryota, Metazoa, Arthropoda, Insecta, Hemiptera, Aphididae.